AUGAAAGUGAAAAAUAAGAAUUCAAAUGCGAGGAUGAGCGGAUGACGCCGCGUCUCAUGCAGGUCACUAGAGGGCAGUAGCGACUGGCGACGGCAGUGAUGGUCAUGAUGACACUGAUAUUGAACAUUGCAAAUGAAUUCAUACGCAUUUUGUUUUCACCCAUUUUUUCAAAACCACAAAAUCAAUGACAGAUUAUAUAUAAUGGCUUUAUCUAGAGUGUGUUUUUGUACCAGAUAAGCAAAGCAUUGUACCCCAGAUUCCAGCAGAGAUCGGAUCUUUUCUUCUGCUUUUUACAAUUAGAGUGAAAUUCUGAAGCAAGUGGUGAGUAGUUAAUGGCCUGCGUGAACAAGAACCGGAACCGGGUUAGAAGAUAUUUCCUGGAGAGAUUUCUUAAAUCAACAGGAAAUUGGACUUGACCCAGCUCCACUAUUUUCAUCCGUGUGUGCGUUUGUAUGUGAAGGUUUGUGUGUGUUUCCUGCAUCUCUCCCUGUCAAGUCUCCUUUAGCCUGUGCUCAGUUUGACCUCACCGGUUCUGUCACGAUGACCCGUCUCCUGCUGGUCCUGGUUCUGCUGCUUGAUCUCUUGGGGUGCGAAACCACCAAUGUAACCACCGUGGACCCGGCAGAAGGCCUCAGGAACCAGACAGUAGCUCCACUCAACAGAGGAAAACCGAAGCAGUUUCACAAUUCAAGUUGGUACGACGAAGACUUGAGGAAACUUGAAGUCAAAAACAACCAGAGCAAUCAGUUUGUUUAUGAGGAAAACGAGAGUUUUCAGGAGCAAGAGGACCAUGUUCAGCCGGGUCGCUGCAACUACUCCCAGCUGCAGUCUUUCAGCCACAGUAUUUGUGGAGUUCAUUUUUUUGAAAGCAUGAAGAGCCUCCGACCCGAGGACUGGUGCAUUUUUCAGCACAUUGCGAGGUCGUACAACGACUUGACUCUGUGUCUGGAGAACCUGUCCUUGAUGAUCAGCUGCGUCUACCCAAACCCGACAAUCCAGGACUUGUUUCUGCAAAUUCACUCCCGCUACUUUUCCAGCUGCUCCAGUGAAGAGGAGCUGCUGCUGGACGCCCCCGAGUGGGUGGUGGUGUUACUGACUCUGGUUCCGGUCACCCUCAUCCCAAUCUUGGUGUAUCUUGUUAUCUUGAAGAGCAAGGAGUUCCAGAUGGUUCCAAAACUUUGAUUCUUAGGGGAUCAGACACACAGGAUUUACAUUGUAGAUCUCACUUUGUCUUUAAUAUUGUUUAACCCAAGUGUGCCAUACAUUUUUCAACAAUGUAAAGAGUAUAUUUAUGGUUAAAAUUGCUGUGAUUGCAAAUCGAUCUUUUUGGAAUGCAUCCUCCGUUAGUCUACAAUGAAUUUUUCAUAAUUUUGCAAAAUUCAGAAAAUAUAUUUUUCUCGUUCGAUCACAACCUUGACUCAUGGAUGUACAACUUUUCGUGCACGACUUCAGCAUUUACUUGUCAAACUGUCAACUUUAGUCUCAUGAAGAAUGUUCCCUCUUGGGCUGAUAUUCAAUUAAAAAAAAUUAUAUAGACGUAAAAUGUGAUAGAAAUGGAUUUGUUAGCAUUUUUUAAUAAAGAGAAAAGAAUAUGAUGGCGGGGCAAAAAA
This is a messenger RNA of Synchiropus splendidus (mandarinfish), 1610 nucleotides long. RefSeq names its product receptor activity-modifying protein 1-like. Gene Ontology annotation, cellular component: signaling receptor complex; membrane; cell surface. Gene Ontology annotation, molecular function: coreceptor activity. The record is from RefSeq and is a predicted model, not a curated record. Gene Ontology annotation, biological process: G protein-coupled receptor signaling pathway; cellular response to hormone stimulus; calcium ion transport. The transcript is spliced from 5 exons. Bases 541 to 1182 code for a protein of 213 amino acids. NCBI's taxonomy places the organism in Eukaryota, Metazoa, Chordata, Actinopteri, Syngnathiformes, Callionymidae.